AAUGUCGUCAUCACGCACCAAUAGCGUGGCAGUCACGCUGGGGGUCGAGGUUGCCGCGUGUUUGCGGCGCUCGGGAGCUCGCCAUCGUAAUUAUAAAACAAAUUGAAGGUGAUUUCACAAUAUUCAAAUGACAAUUAAUGGUAGUGCAAGGCAAAUGAAGAUGAAGAAAAAGAAGGACUCUGUGCAUGCAGAUAAUGGCACGAAGCAAGAGCAGGUCAAGAAAAGAAAGGGUCAUGUCCAUGCUAAAACCAGUGAAAUUCCUGGUAAUGUCACUGUUGAGAAAGUAAAAAAUACUAAGGCUAUUGCAGAUACAAAAUGGCCAAAGAAACGGAAACGCAAUGAAGACUCUUCUGAACAGCAGCGCCCAGCUAAAAUUCAACACCAAGAUGGUGCACCGAACUGGCGGCAGGUCCGGGCCGACGCCGCUGAGAUCAAGGAUCGCAGAAAGGCACACAACAAAAUGUACGAAGUCGGAAAACACAUGAAGAAACUUUGGGAAGAGGUACGCGUAGACAAGUGUCCGGAGGAGCGUCGGCGCCAGCUGCUGCCCGAGCUGGUGAACAUGGUGCGCGGCCGCGUGCCGCAGAUGGUGCGUGCUCAUGACCGGGCGCGCGUCUGCGAGACCCUGUUCGAGCUGGGCGGACCCGAGACACGCGCAGUGCUGUUUGACGAGGUGCGGCAGCAGCUGGUCGAGCUGAGUCGUGACAAGUACGCGCGCCACUUCGUGCUCAAGAUUCUCUCGUACGGCAGCGCCGAGCAGAAGCAGGCGGUGGGCGAAGGGUUUCGUGGCCGCGUCCCGGCGCUCAUGGGCCACAAGUUUGCCAGCGAGGUUGGUGAGGCGUACUUUCGGGACUGCGCGCCACCCGAGGCGCAGCAGCGCAUGCUGAUGGAGUUCUACGGCACCGAGUUCCUGAUUAUGGGCAGCGAGCCGCGAGAUAUGGCUCAGCUGAUCGCCGAGCACCCGGAGAAGCGGGUCAUCUACCUGACCAACACGCGCAGCCAGCUGCAGGCCCUACUGGACAAGCAGCUGCUGACCGGCACGCUGGCGCACCGGCUGCUGCGCGAGUACCUCAGCCUCUGUGCCGAGGCCGACCGCGCCGACGUGGUCGAGUCACUGCGCGAGGCAGUCGUCACCAUGCUACACACUAAGGACGGUGCUCGCGUCGGCCUCAUGUGUCUCUGGUGGGGCACCGCCAAGGACCGCAAGGCCAUCGUCAAGUCGCUAAAGACGUACGCACAGAAGGCGUGUACGGAUGAGCACGGCUUCCUGGUUAUGCUAGCGCUAUUUGACGUGGUGGACGACACCCGGCUGGUCCGCAAGGCACUGCUGGACGAGAUGAUGACAAACAUAGUGGACAUCGUGGCCAGCGAGCACGGCCGCAAGGUGGUGCACUACCUGUUAUCGCCACGCAGCACGGUCUACUUCCACCCACAGCUGAUCGCCACGCUAGCCGAGGGCGACCAGAACAGUACCAGUAAGAAGGAUCCGGAGGUGCGGCGUCGGGAGCUGCUGGAGGGCGUCAGCGAACCGCUCCUGAAGACGGCCAGCAUCCACUGUCUAGAGUGGAUGGCCGACAGCAACAUGUGCAUCCUGAUGACACACAUCCUCACCAAGUGCACAGCCGACUCACUGAAGCUGCCACUGAUGCAGCUGGCCCGCCGGCUGGCUGAGCCGGUCACCUCCACCGCCGACGGCCACCUGGUCAACAACUCCGCCGCGUACAUGCAGCUCAAGAAGCUGAUCCAGGCGGACCGGCAACGCAGUGUCGCCAAUGCGUCCGUGCUGUUUUCCACGCUGAUCCUUCAGGAAUUAUCAGCUGACGCGCUGAUCUCAUGGCUGGCCUCCAACCGAACGGCAUUUCUUCUGGUGAUAAUGCUGGAGACCGAGGUGCCGGCGGUGGUGGAGAAGGUUUUAGAAGUGAUGCUUCCACACAGCAAAAAACUAAAGCCUGCGUGCAAAGGAGCGGAAAUUCUGAAGAAGAAGCUGUCGGCAGCGUCUAAACAGAUGAAAACCACCUACUGCGGCGACUGAGGCUGUAAAAUCCAGUGACGCAAAGCGGGGAGGGGAGGGGGCGCAGUGACCUGUUGAAGUAGCCGUGCUUGAUAUGUGUACCUGCCGGUGGUAUUUGUUGGUGGCUUGGAAUACAGCGUCCUGAAGUUCUUUUGCGGCCAGCGAA
This is a messenger RNA of Pollicipes pollicipes, 2177 nucleotides long. It is a transcript of the gene peng, whose product is annotated as Pumilio and CPL domain-containing protein penguin. The record is from RefSeq and is a predicted model, not a curated record. NCBI's taxonomy places the organism in Eukaryota, Metazoa, Arthropoda, Thecostraca, Pollicipedomorpha, Pollicipedidae. Gene Ontology annotation, biological process: regulation of translation. The transcript is spliced from 12 exons. Gene Ontology annotation, cellular component: nucleolus. The coding region runs from base 128 to 2032 and encodes 634 amino acids. Gene Ontology annotation, molecular function: mRNA binding.